Brassica napus (rape) is the source of this 2434-nucleotide messenger RNA. Its product is annotated as zinc finger CCCH domain-containing protein 56. Lineage: Eukaryota; Viridiplantae; Streptophyta; Magnoliopsida; Brassicales; Brassicaceae. Gene Ontology annotation, molecular function: protein binding; metal ion binding. The record is from RefSeq and is a predicted model, not a curated record. The coding region runs from base 291 to 2234 and encodes 647 amino acids. The transcript has 2 exons.
GAUUAGAUUUGGUGACAUGCUCUGUUUCUCUGCACCUAGUUAUCUUCGCAACUAGCUUGUACUUGUUACUGGGUGGUUGAGAUUUAAGUCAAAUAGUUUGGUUUCGUGGAGCUUUAAAGAUUUGGAUUGUGGUUGACUGUUCAUUGAGUCUUCUUCUUCUUCAGAAAAAUAAUUAAAUUUAAUUAGAUCCGAUUGUGAAAGAAUUGAUCUUUGAGUCUUAUUUUUGGCAUAUACACUUAUUGGUUCCUUUCACUGGGUCCUCCCUUCGUUGAUCCUUUUCAGAUUAAGCAAUGUGUGGUCUCUCUAAGAAUGAUUCUGAGUUGGAACAUUCGUUUUCCGCCUUACUUGAGUUUGCUGCUGACAACAACGUGGAAGGCUUUAAGCAGCAACUCUCUCUUGUGCCUUGUAUCAACCAGAUGGGUCUCUGGUACAGACGCCAGAGGUUUGUUAGGAGAAUGGUUGUUGAGCAAAGAACACCCUUGAUGGUUGCUUCCAUAUACGGAAGUGUUGACGUCGUGAAGCUCAUUCUUUCCUUCCCGGAAGCCGAGUUGAAUCUGGCGUCCGGUUCGGAUAAAAGCACUGCUCUUCAUUGCGCUGCGUCUGGUGCUUCUGUGAACUCCUUGGGUGUUGUCAAGCUUCUUCUGAGCGCAGGAGCUGAUCCUAACAUCCAUGAUGCUCAUGGGAACCGUGCUGUUGAUGUUCUCGUUGCGUCUCCCCACGCUCCUGGUUUGAGAACCGUCCUUGAAGAGAUCUUGAAGAAAGAUGAAGAUCCGUCGUCUAGCUUGGGUUCAAGUUUACGUUCUCUCUCGUCAUCGCCGGAGAACGGUUCCUCUUUGCAAUCUUUAGGUUCAGUCUCCUCUCCAACUAAGGUGGAUGCAUCAGAGAAAAAAGAGUACCCGCUUGAUCCAUCAUUGCCUGACAUCAAAAGCGGGAUUUACUCUACGGAUGAGUUCCGUAUGUUCUCGUUUAAGAUCCGACCGUGUUCUCGAGCUUACUCCCACGACUGGACCGAGUGUCCAUUCGCACACCCGGGUGAGAAUGCGAGAAGAAGAGACCCGAGGAAGUUUCACUACACAUGUGUCCCAUGUCCUGAUUUCAAGAAGGGUUCUUGUAAGCAAGGUGACGCGUGUGAAUACGCUCACGGGGUGUUUGAGUGCUGGCUACACCCUGCUCAAUACAGGACACGUCUGUGCAAAGAUGGGACGAGCUGCAACCGAAGGGUUUGCUUCUUUGCUCACUUAAAGGAAGAGUUGCGUCCUUUGUACGCUUCCACAGGCUCUGGAUUGCCGUCUCCUUCUUCUGCUGCCUCCACUAUGGACAUGGCUUCGGUUCUGAACAUGUUACCAGGCUCACCAUCUGCCGCUCCAAUCUCUCCUUCUGCAUCAAUGGGUUGGCCUCAACAGAACAACAUACCUGCGUUGCAUCUCCCUGGUAGCAAUGUGCAGUUGAGUCGUCUGAGAUCUUCUCUGAACGCUAGAGAUAUUAUUCCUUCUGAGCAACUUAGCAUGAUGCAAGAGUUUGAAAUGCAGUGUAUGUCAAGUCCACGCUUUAUGAAUCAUCAUCACUCCGCUCGUCCCAAGACGCUUCUGACACCUUCGAAUCUAGAGGAGCUUUUCUCAGCCGAGGUUGCAUCAUCCCCACGCUUCUCUGAUCAACUUGGCGUCUCGUCUGUUCUAUCGCCUUCCCAUAAAUCAGCUCUUCUUAACCAACUUCAGAGUAACAAGCAGCAGAGCAUGCUUUCUCCUAUCAAGACGAAUCUAAUGUCUUCUCCAAAGAAUGUGGAGCAUCAUUCUCCACGAGCCAUGGAGCCUAUUUCUCCAAUGAACUCUCGGAUGAAACAGCAGCUGCAUCCACGUAGCCUUAGCUCCCGUGAUUUUGGAUCCAGUCUGCCCCGUGAUAUGAUGCCGACAGACUCCGGUUCGCCGCUAAGUCCUUGGUCAAGCUGGGACCAGAACCAUGGAAACAAGGUGGAUUGGUCGGUACAGUCGGAUGAGUUAGGCAGGUUAAGAAAAUCUCAUUCUUUGGCUAAUAAUAAUAACUCAAACAGGGAAGCAGAUGUUACAUGGGUUCAGCAGCUGGUAAAAGACUCUGCUGCAUCACCUAGGAACAAUAACGGAGCCAUGAACAUGAAUGGUUCGAGGCCGCUGGUUCAAGGUGGUUCUAGUGUGAACCCUCCUCACAGUGAGAGCGACAUUCUUGAUGCGUGGCUUGAGCAGCUGCAGCUAGAUCGCUAAGCUGUGAAACUGAUGAUGAUUUGUUGUAUUUUUACUUUCAUUAAAUUGAUUCUUGUCUCUCUGUUGUAGCAAAAGGCCAAGUGUUCCUCUUUCCCUCUUGCUAUUUUUUUUUUGUAUUCUCGUUUCUUUAAUAUCUCCAUUCAUAUUGUAUGAGAAAUAAUAGCAUAUUGUUUCAGCUAAUAAGAUUCAUUCAUGGUUUA